Molecule: messenger RNA, 653 nt
Organism: Scomber scombrus (Atlantic mackerel)
Lineage: Eukaryota; Metazoa; Chordata; Actinopteri; Scombriformes; Scombridae
Gene: ss18l2
Product: ss18, like 2
Exons: 4
Coding region: 10-321 (103 amino acids)
Biological process (GO): positive regulation of transcription by RNA polymerase II
Cellular component (GO): nucleus
Molecular function (GO): transcription coactivator activity
Source: RefSeq, a predicted model, not a curated record
UACGAGCCCAUGUACGAGGGAGCCGCGAACAUGUCGAUUGUUUUUGUGCCAAAGAAACUCCGAGGAAAGGCUAAAAUAAACCAAGAAACGAUACAGAGGCUGCUGGAUGAAAACGAUCAGCUGAUAAGAUGUAUCACAGAGUACAUGCAGAAAGGACGGGCAGUGGAGUGUGUGCAAUACCAACAGAUCCUGCACCGCAACAUCGUCUAUCUGGCAACCAUAGCUGACGCCAGCCCGGACAACGUGCCUCCAUCGUCAAAUUCCGCAUCUAAUGAAACAUCUGUCUCCAGACCACCUGUGAAUGGACAUGGAGGGACAUGAUGAUGCAGCUUCUCAGUCACUGCAUUAGGAAAAUGUUUUUUUAUAUCACAAGACAGUGUAUUUAUAAUGUUCAAUUUGAACUGUUUUCAGUAAUGUAAGCUUUUCAGUGAUGCUGUGAGUAGCUGUGUAUAUAAAAUGUGUCAAAAAGUCUAUGAAUUUCGUGUAAAUAGUUUUCUGCUAGGUAAAUAGGCAUCAUGAAAAUGAUGUUUUUGUUUGUUUGGUUUUUUUUUUUUUUACAUAUAUCUGGCAACACGGGCCUGGAUAUUUAAAAUCUUGAAGGCUGUUUAUUAAAAUGUGAAAUUGUAAACAAAUUUAAUGUACAUUAAAACAUU